Molecule: messenger RNA, 567 nt
Organism: Exserohilum turcica Et28A
Lineage: Eukaryota; Fungi; Ascomycota; Dothideomycetes; Pleosporales; Pleosporaceae
Product: glycoside hydrolase family 3 protein
Exons: 2
Coding region: 1-567 (188 amino acids)
Biological process (GO): carbohydrate metabolic process
Molecular function (GO): hydrolase activity, hydrolyzing O-glycosyl compounds
Source: RefSeq, a predicted model, not a curated record
AUGGCAUUCGGUUCUGUAACUCGGAUUCUAGUUGGGCUAUUGUCUACCUCCUCUUUUUCAUCCGUCCAGAUUCCAGAUGGCCUAUCUAUUGACGAUGCUACGAGGCAGUACCUCGAGUUUCUGUCUGCGGAGAAGUUAGUCAAAAUCCUUGCAAUCUUCCAGCAAGCUAUGGGCGGUCAGGUUCCCGCAUUGCCCGAAGUGAUUGAAGCUCAGCAGCUAUAUUGGAGCUACGAUAGGAGUCCUUCUUUCUAUUCAAUACCACAUGCCACAGUGUUAGACGAUUGGGCCGAUGCUUAUCAGCAGGCAUCAGCAGUGGUAGAUCAGAUGACCAUUGAAGAAAAGGUUUUCGUUGUAUCCGGACAGACGUCCACCAAAAUUGGAUACGCGGGCCAAAUACCUGGAGUUCCUUGUCUUAGAUUUCCUGGCAUAUGUGGAAACGAUGGUCCCAGCGGUCUCAUGACAUCGCUGGUGUUAACGGCUAUCCUUCUGCCAUUACUAUUGGUGCGACAUGGAACAAAACGCUGGCCCUUGAACGUGGUUAAUUCAUGGGCCUGGAGUCUAAAGUGA